AUGACACCUGAAUGCGGCACGUCCAUACUUACGUCCACGUAUUGGAUGCCAGAAUGCACUGAAGAAGUGUUUUUGACAUCAUGGAAGCCGAUAUGUAUACCCUUCAGCGGAUCAACGGUCAUGCCGCCGCGUUUGCGCGUCGAGAGGGUGCGCAUAUCGGCUUCGCGACGAUUGUUUGACAUGGUGAUGCGGCACUGUCUGCGCAGCGGUGAUAAGAUGUUAAAUUUCAACGGGCUUUAUUCCGCCGCCGCUAGUUACACUACACGUUUAACCAUUAACGGCGUAAACAUAUAUACCAACAAAUACAUUGAGCCACUGGCUCUGUUGCAGAUUGUCUUAGCAGUGUACGCUAUCGCUUACAGGGAGCGGUACGCUACUGGCAAGGUCUUGCAGGCGUAUGUGCAGCAGGAGAAAGACCUGCGUGCAAGGGAGUAUGUUCAUACUUCAGAUUUUCUGGAGUACUUGUUUUGCUUCCAGGCGAGGGCGGCCUUGGAGUGCAUGUCGACGUACGAGUGUACAACGCGAGAGUAUGCGUCAGCGACGCUUAGAACGCGUGUUGACCUUGGGCUAAGAUACUUAGAGCAGCGGGAGCUUGGUUCGUGUUUCAUCAACAGAAGCGGUGUGAAGUUGGCACAGAUUCUGGUCGAGUGCGACGAGGUGGUGCAGAUUAUGACAGGGGAGCGGCUGAAGGUUUUGGAUCUCGGUGCGGCACCUGGCGGAUUUAGUUCUGUCAUACUGAGGGCGAGACCUUCUGCGGACAUCACAGCUGUGACUGUAAACUGUGACAUAAAACUGGACCCACGUCUCCAGGGUAAGGAUCGAAAUACAAUAACAAGUAUCGAGUCUGAGAACGAAGAGACGCAAAACGAAACGGUUACUUCGCCAGUUACUACGCCCAACAAAACUAUUAACACCGAUGAACAGCAGCAGCAGGAAGAUCGCUCACCAGCUAUUAGUGAACCAAAUUUUACACCACCUGCUGAUCCGAAUCCAUAUCCCCCGUCAACUGCACAAUUCACUCGUUCCGGCAACCGCAAUCGCAAAGCAACCGUUGCAACUGCACACAAUCGCCGUCGUAUAGUGCCACAAUCCCAGUCCUCUGCGUCAAGCGCAUUAAUGGAAUACAUUCUAAAAAAUAAAGAAAAUUCCAACACACAAGACAUUCAUCCUAUUGAUGCUUUCUUCAACGGUUUGGCAGCCACCAUAAAAUCUUUUUCCCCUUACUAUCAGCAUCUUGCAAAAGGAAGUAUAUUUGCAGUAGUACAAGAUUUGGAGUGGGAGCAAUUGUCAUCAGAGCCUUCUUCUUACACAUCUCCAAUGAGUGGAACAACGUCGGCGUCGUCUACUAAUUCAAGGUCGGUGUAUGCACCGGUUCCGAUGACUACACCAACGCCAACACCGGAAUCAACGCCUACGGAACCUACGCCUUCGGAACCUUCGCCUUCGGAAUUUACGCCUUUGGAAUCUAAUAAUUUGUCUACUUUAUUUUCAGAGUUCACAGCAGACUACUGA
Messenger RNA from Parnassius apollo (apollo), 1512 nucleotides. The record is from the annotation of a GenBank genome assembly. NCBI's taxonomy places the organism in Eukaryota, Metazoa, Arthropoda, Insecta, Lepidoptera, Papilionidae.